GUUUCAGAGUUUAGCCGGUUCCCUAUGAAACUAAUAAAAAAGAAAUUUACCGUGACGUAAAUCGUGUCCACAUUUGUGAAAUAUCGACAUAAAGGUAUUAAUUUAAACAUCGAACAUCCCUAUCAAGUGUUUUGGAUCAACACGCUUCAUUAUUAUUAAAUAGAACAUUCUCUACGAAAUAUAUUUAAUUAUUCGUGAUUGUGACUCGAAAUCAUGUCGGGAAAAGGUAAAUACCGCGCCAACCGCCAUCGCAACCAACACACAAUAUCUGCCGUUGCUAAGAACACAGCUAGCUCAGUGUCUCCGGAUAGUCCUAUACUGUUGAUGUUUAAAGACAUAGCUAAAAGACUGAAUGAACGCCAAGACAGACAUGAAAGGCUCUAUAAACUGUCCAGAGACAUCACUAUUGAGAGCAAAAGAAUAAUAUUUCAGAUACACUCAGCUGUUACCAAAGAUGCGAUCACCACUGCUGUGUCAGAGGCUGAAGAACGCCUUACGAAGCUAAUCCAGGGUCCCAUUAAAGGUAUCGCUUUGGAACUGGAGAACAGUCCAGCUCACCUGCACUCAAGGGCUGUUACUGCUGGUUUUCAGGAGUACAUAGAGGCUAGAACUUUCUGCUCACUGAUGGGUCAGAAUAAAAUAAUCACAUAUCCAGAAGUCCAGAAUGAGUUUGAAUAUAAAGUUGAAAAUGACGAAGGAGAAGAACGGAAGGUGGUUACAAUGCUGCCACAUUUGGAUUACUUCUUGGGACUAGCUGACCUUACUGGGGAGUUGAUGAGACGCGCUAUAAACUGUAUCUCAAGUGGUGAUAGUGAAGAAUGCUUUACUCUUUGCCAGUUGUUGAGAGAUCUCUACACUAGCUUUAUAGGUCUAAUUGGCAUGGGCCGCGAUCUGGGUCACAAAGUGAACACAAUGCGACAAAGCGUCACAAAAGUGGAGCUAGCUGUAUACGCGCUGCGUAUUAGAGGGGGCGAAGCGCCACCACAGCUGUUGCUUGCGGGCCAUCCCCAAUCUGGCCCAGAUUGGGACACAGUGGGCAACAACUCUGAUGAUGAAGGAUUUUAUUAAAAGAAUUUUUAAUAUAUUCAAUUUAUUCAUUAAUCAACAUCCAGUUUUCUAUUUGAAAUGAUGAGUUCUUAAGACAAAAUACAGCAAGUUGGAUUCCAAUUACUGGCCGUUAGGGUUUGGGAUUUCCAAGCACAUAUAAAGCAUGAACAAGAUUCUGUUUUGAGUUUUGUAACAAACUUAUUUCCAGGCAUCAAUUGAACUGAUUUACAUACGUAUUUCAUAGUAGUAAUUGCAAUCAGCAUUAGCUUUCAUAAAAUAUGUGUUUAUUUGCCUUACUAUUUUUUGCUGCUCUAAAAUGCAGCUUAGAUGCUGGAUGGAAAUAAAGUGUUUGAAAGCAA
Messenger RNA from Manduca sexta (tobacco hornworm), 1406 nucleotides. RefSeq names its product translin-associated protein X-like (gene Trax). Gene Ontology annotation, cellular component: nucleus; cytoplasm. The coding region runs from base 214 to 1068 and encodes 284 amino acids. Gene Ontology annotation, molecular function: RNA binding; RNA endonuclease activity; sequence-specific DNA binding. The record is from RefSeq and is a predicted model, not a curated record. NCBI's taxonomy places the organism in Eukaryota, Metazoa, Arthropoda, Insecta, Lepidoptera, Sphingidae. The transcript is spliced from 4 exons.